CCGAGUCCUUUAAAUGUACUGUACGUGCAAAGAUGGCAGCUCAAGUCGACUUGCUCCGUGCGAAAGUAGAAGAAGAAAGGCUGAGGGACAGUCUUGAAAGAUUCAUUAAAGAGAGGAAAAGGAAGAAGAAAAGGGACUUGUCGCCGUCAGCUGACAAACGGGAGAGGGCUGAGAAAGAGGCGAAGAAAGUGAAGCUCCAUCACCACCAACACGCUGAGCACCGGAGCCACCGGAGCCACCAGCCGCAUCAGCUGCAGCCAAACCCCAAAGCCCACAACUUCAGCGCGGGUAAACAUGUCCUGCACAGCCACAAACACAGCCACCACCACCACCAUGACCACGGUCUCAGCAACGGCACGAAAAAGAACCUGGAGCCGACUCUGCCUCCUCCUCCUCCUCCUCCUCCUCCUCCUCCGCGGAAGGUACCAGAGCAGCUGCAGAAGAAGCGAGCGGUGCCCCCCGAGCCACCUGCGCUGUUCACUUUCACGCCUCUCAAAAUGGUCAAGGCCAAGCCCCAGGAUUUCAAAGAACAGCAUCUGGAUAAAGAGCUGAAACUGAAGCUCAAGAAGGAAAACACCGAGGCCAACGUGAAACACGCUGAACUGAAGAAAAAGAAGGAGCCAAGGCCCCACAAUGAGAAUGUCAAGUCUCUAACACUGGAGGAAUAUCUCCUGAAGAAGAAAAAGAAGAAGAAGAAGCACCGCGAGGAUGAGCACAGUGCCAAGAAGGUCCGAUACAUGCACAACAAAGCGGUUCAGACUGUAUGUGCGGGGCUUGGAACCGACCUCACUCUGCCCGUUUGUCCUGAUCCGUCUCUGCCGGGCGCCACGAAGCACGAAAGCAAUCGCCAGGCUGUCAGAGACACUGUCGGCAACCACCAACCCUACCUCCAUGCUGUCAAACUGGGACACGUCCCCUUCCUCUCCCACCAAGACCACUACAUCCGCAGCUCCUGCCUCCAGACAGGCACCUGGUGUGGACGUUUCAUGCAUGAGGAGCGGCAAGCCAAUGGCGGGGGAUCAGUUCUGCAUGCCUAUGCUGAUGAGCUAGCGAGUCUCAGCCCUGCUGAGAUGGAGUGCUUUGCCCAGGAGUUUCUGGAGUUGGCCUUUGCUGAGAAGCCCAGAGGUGCAGCCUCCUAUGCCUUGGCAGUGGUGCACAGCGCGGCCUCCUACCUGCCUGACUUCCUCGACUACUUCGCCUUCAACUUCCCCAACACACCAGUCAAAAUGGAGAUACUGGGCAAGAAAGACAUUGAGACCACCACCAUUGCCAACUUUCACUCUCAGGUGAGCCGGACUUACUGUUCGGGAACGUACCGGUCCGGACCCAUGAGGCAGAUCAGCCUGGUGGGAGCCGUGGAUGAGGAAGUUGGAGACUAUUUCCCAGAGUUCCUUGACAUGCUGGAGGAGUCGCCCUUUCUCAAGAUGACCCUACCAUGGGGAAGCCUCUCCAGUCUGAAGCUGGACUGUCGCUCUCAGAGUGACGAUGGGCCCAUCAUGUGGGUGCGACCAGGAGAACAAAUGGUACCCACUGCUGACAUGCCCAAGUCGCCUUUCAAAAGACGCAGGUCCAUGAAUGAGAUAAAAAAUCUACACUACCUACCGAGGGCCAGUGAACCCAGAGAGGUCCUGUUUGAGGACCGGACUAAGGCCCAUGCUGACCAUGUAGGCCAGAGUUUUGACUGGCAGAGCACCGCUGCUGUCGGGGUACUAAAGGCAGUGCACUUCGGAGAGUGGAAUAACCGACCUCGGAUAACCAAAGAUGUAGUGUGUUUCCAAGCUGGGGACUUCAAUGAAGUUGUCCAAAGGCUGCAGUUGGAUCUGUACGAGCCCCCAGUGUCUCAGUGUGUCCAGUGGGUGGACGAUGCCAAGCUCAACCAGCUGAGGAGGGAAGGCAUCCGCUACGUCCGGGUCCAGCUCUGUGACGACGACAUUUACUUCAUCCCAAGGAACGUCAUCCACCAGUUUAAGACGGUGUCUGCAGUCUGCAGUCUGGCCUGGCACAUCCGCCUCAAACAGUACCAUCCAGAGGAGAAGAACAAGGAGCAGGAGCAGCGGCCAAACGAUCUCAGCCCCACCUCAGGCCGAGUCUCUUUUUCCUCCCCCGCCAGGCCUGACGCCACCGUAACCCCCUGUGCGCGACCACAGGGAGACAACACGCAAGGUGGGGUGGCAAAGACUGAAGAACCAGAGUUCCAGAGGCCGGCGACACCUCCCAAGGAGCCUCAGCCAGCCCCUCCACAGCCCACCAAAUCUGCUCACUUACCCCCGACAUACCAGAAUCCCCACCUUUCCUUGGAACCAGUCCACUCUGGGUGUACACCUUCAAAAGAGCCCACUCUUCCAAAAGUUCUCGGCCACAAUGCAGACUUCCCCAAAUGACCUCCCGCCACCCCGCCACCCCCUCACAGUCUCUCUUUCUGCCCACUUUGGGAGGAGAAGGAAUUGUCUAAAACUGACGUCUGUGUCAAUCAGGAAACGUUUCAACUUAAAUUAUUCUUGGCUUUUUGUUGUCUUGGUUUAGUGUUGGUUAAAAUGUUCAGCCAAAGUAUACUGUUUAAAGGUUUUUUUGUGAGCAUCGCAAGCCACCGUACUUUCUCCUACACACCUGGAAUGAGAGGGUGAGGCAAAGGGAUUGUAAUCUGCAGCUACACCGCUGGAUGCCACUAAAUCAUACACACUGGUUCUUUAAUGUGACUAUGUAACACAUUUUUUUGUAUUUGACAGCACCUGAACUGGAACUCUUUACUGUCUCAUUCAAAAGGUGUGUACCAUAUACAGAAAGUAGUAUUUUAUAAGUUGCCACACUUACUGUAGGAGACAAAAUCUUUAAUUUAUGCUCAAGGCUCAGCUGUUUAUUUUUUGGCAGAAUUAUUUCAUGGAAGAUGGAAGUCGGUAGUUUUCACAAGUGCAGGUGGAAUGAUUGUGUACAUACUUAAUGUAUGAUUACUCUGGAAGCAUGAUACUGACAUUAUACUGUCGUAUUCAUUUCAGUGGCAGAGGCAUAUAGACUAACCUUACGCAGAAGAUGCAGUUCAUUUAGUUUCAUAGACAGAUUUUCUGUUGUCUGAAAAACUGGAACUUUUCCAUUUUAGUCAAAAUCCCGGCACAUAUUGGAUUUCCUGGAUUGGAGCCAGUAAGCCAGUAAACAUAGGAUAAUCGCAAGGAGUAAAUUGAAGUGUAAGGAUGAGUAAUUAAACUACAAACACGUAAAACCUUUUUUGUCAGCUUUUUAAGUUGCAAUUUUUUAUUUAAAUGCCAUUUUAUACAGCACCCUUUUCUUACUGUUGAUACUGUUUUUGAUAUUUUAUUUAUUUUCUUAAGAUUGAGCUCAAAAUAUAAACACUCAAGUUUAUAAGGUGUGAUGAAUAUUUAAGAUUAUUAUCUAAUUAUAGGGGCACCAAUAAAUGACGAAGGAAUUUCGGCUAUUGCGUUUAGCAAUAAUUGUCUGAAUCUUUUUUUCAGGUGUGGAGUAUGUCUUCAGAAUUUGGUAUGUAAAUAUUAUGGUGUUGUAUGUGAAUGCUGUUUGUGCACUCAAGUCAUUUUUCACUUCAAAUUCAUCUUCACCUUUAGUUUUAGCUGGUAAUGUCACUGGGUUGUUAAAGGCACCAUUGUAGAAGGUCACUGUGGUUUAGUGUAAUGUGUGGAUUUAAACUGCGAAUGCCUCGAGUUUUUUCCAGCAAAGUCUGAAAUAAUGAAGCCUCCUACAAAAUGAUCCGAGGCUGAACUGUUCCGCAAUGGAAGUGAAUUUCACAUUUCUUUCAAAAAAAAAAAAACAACAACUUCAUAUUGACCGUGGUUACCCAGAGUUUCUGAUCAGAGAUCUACAGUUCACCUGAACCUCACAGAGGCUUUCAUUAUGUGGUCUUCUACAAGCAGUUUUCUGUAAAGGAAGUGAUGAUGUGAUACUGCCUUUGCUCUACCACUGACUACGUCUUAGUGCCUUGUACUGUAUUCAAUUAGCCUCAUUUAAAACUGUGAGGUUUAUUUGCUGAUGAGUAGGAUGGUGAAAUGGGUAUUGGCCAAGCAGCCAUAGUGUAUCUUGUUUCUUUUAUUUAAAAAAAAUGUUGCUCACAUUCUUUUUGAAUUCUACAUCUGCAUGUCACCUGGAAGCAAAAUUACUACAUCCUACUGUUAUUGUAAUUUCUGCCUUUUAUACUAGAUCCUAUUCAAGAAGCAGGAUGCUUAUUUUUGUUUGUCAGAAAUAUGUCAUAGGGUCUUGACUUAAUAGCUCAAAGUAGAAAUAAAUUAACAGUUCCAAUACUGUCACAUCAGCCUUUUGUCAUACUUGUUGUGAUGCUCUGUGUUUAAGAACCAAUGAUUGCUGUUAUUAAUGUUUGUACUGAGAUGAUUUUAAUACUUUUUGUCAGUUUCCUGAGUGAUCAGUUAAACACAGUAAGGAUCUGGUACUAAUAUGAUUCAGUCUGUUAAGUA
This is a messenger RNA of Morone saxatilis (striped sea-bass), 4433 nucleotides long. Its product is annotated as lysine-specific demethylase 9. The record is from RefSeq and is a predicted model, not a curated record. Lineage: Eukaryota; Metazoa; Chordata; Actinopteri; Moronidae. The transcript has 7 exons. Bases 33 to 2381 code for a protein of 782 amino acids. Gene Ontology annotation, cellular component: nucleus.